CGCCCCAUCAUUUCCCUCCGACAAUCAACAAUGGCAACGCCCACCGGCAACGAAGCCAACCUCACGGCCAAGAGACUCAAUGUUCUUGUCUAUUCUGGUUCGCUCACCCACUCCGCCUGGCAACUGAGCCGUUUUCUGACCGACAAUGGCCCGACAGGAACCGGAACCACCGUCGACUCCGUCCGCCACUGCGUCUACACCCUGCGCCGCCUGCUGGCCCCCCACUAUGCUGUCACCCCCGUCACAGGCGACAUGCUCCUCAAGGAGCCAUGGACGGCGACCUGUGCCCUUCUCGUGAUUCCAGGCGGGGCAGAUCUGGGAUACGGGCGUACGCUCAAUGGCGCGGGGAAUCGGCGCAUCGCGCAGUUUGUGCGCCGCGGUGGGAAGUACCUGGGCCUGUGUGCGGGCGGCUACUAUGGGUGCAAGCGAUGCGAAUUUGAGGUUGGCGAUAAAACUAUGGAGGUCGUUGGGGACCGCGAACUGGGGUUCUUCCCGGGGACUUGUCGGGGAGGUGCAUUCCCUGGAUUCGUCUAUCAUAGCGAGGCCGGUGCAAGGGCGGCUGGACUGGAUGUUUCCAAGGAGGCUCUGAGCGUUGGCGUGGUACCUACGCACUUUCGGUCUUACUAUAAUGGAGGAGGCGUCUUUGUAGAUGCUCCACUGUUCAAGGACAAGGGUGUUGAGGUGUUGGCCAACUAUUCUGAGAAUCUCAAUGUUGACCCAGGCGAGGGCGCUGCUGCCGUUGUCUACUGUAAAGUCGGAGAUGGAGCGGCUAUAUUGACAGGACCUCAUCCAGAAUUUGCAGCCGUGAACCUUGACCCGAAGGCUAACGGCCCCGGCUAUAAAGACGUGGUUGAUGCGCUGACGGCUGACGACAAGGAGCGUACGGACUUCCUGAAGGCCUGCCUCUCCAAACUAGGACUCAAUGUUGCGCAAGACACCACUGCUGUGCCUUCGCUGUCGUCUCUCCAUGUUUCCGGUCUUGAUGCCGAGGGCCCAUUGGAAAUCUUAUCACUCCUUGCCCCAGCUUUGACAAACGACAACAAGAAUGAAUACCUGAAAGACGAGAACGAUACAUUCCGGAUCGAGCGGCCUGGCACGUGGAAUUUGAACGACUUGGAGGAAUCCCUCCCCAGCGACCCAUCGAAGCCUAGCGAUGGUAUAAUCGAUUACAAGGAAGUCAUCAAGCGACUGGUGUUUCAUGAUGACGUGCCCUCGUCCAAACUCACACCUUACUUCAAUCACCAUGCAUUCUACGCCAACCUUCGUCAAUACCAGUAUGAAUCUCGUGAGGGCGCUUCAGAGUUUGGGUCUAACCUCAUGUACGGCGAGGUCGUGACGAGUACCAACACAAUCAUGGAAAAGAACACUCAACUGCUUCGCCAGCUACCUCACGGGUUCACCGCCACCGCAACAGUUCAAGUCGCUGGGCGUGGACGUGGCUCUAAUGUCUGGAUCUCACCAGCUGGCUCCCUCAUUUUCUCAACGGUCGUGAGGCACCCAAUUGAGAAGAUCCAGUCUGCGCCUGUGGUGUUCAUUCAGUAUUUGUCUGCUAUGGCCGUGGUCAAGGGUAUCAAGAGCUACGCCAAGGGAUAUGAGAACAUGCCGGUCAAAUUGAAAUGGCCGAACGAUAUUUAUGCUCUUGACCCAGAAGACCCCGAGCAGAAGCGGUACACCAAGAUCUGCGGGAUUCUCAUCAACUCGCACUUCAUGUCAAACGAAUACAUCUCCGUUGUCGGAAUCGGCCUCAACGCUACAAACGCGUCACCAACCACCGCCCUCACCGCUCUCGCCGCACGCUACGCCUCCCCUGGCGCCGCUGCUGCUUCACCCGUCACAUUAGAGAAGCUCCUAGCACGGAUCUUGACUACAUUCGAGGAUCUGUACACGCGGUUCUUACGCACAGGCUUUGACCACGGCUUUGAGGCAAUGUACUACGAGGAUUGGCUGCACAUGCACCAGAUUGUCACUCUGGAAGAGGAGGGCGGCGCUCGUGCCCGAAUCCAGGGUAUCACGCGUGACUAUGGGCUGUUGCUUGCGGAGGAGCUGGGGUUGAAUGAUCGUCCAACUGGCCGGGUGUGGCAGCUGCAGAGUGAUAGCAACAGCUUUGAUUUCUUCCGGGGCUUGGUAAAGCGAAAAAUCUAA
Penicillium canariense is the source of this 2142-nucleotide messenger RNA. RefSeq names its product biotin--[acetyl-CoA-carboxylase] ligase BPL1. Gene Ontology annotation, cellular component: cytoplasm. The annotation marks the transcript as partial. Lineage: Eukaryota; Fungi; Ascomycota; Eurotiomycetes; Eurotiales; Aspergillaceae. Gene Ontology annotation, molecular function: biotin--[biotin carboxyl-carrier protein] ligase activity. Gene Ontology annotation, biological process: protein modification process. The transcript has 4 exons. The record is from RefSeq and is a predicted model, not a curated record.